CGUUUCGGGGAACAAGCGAUUAAUAAACCUUGCAAGAAACCUGAUUGGUUCUGACGCACUGCGCAGACUCUUAUGUUACACAGCGGAUUGGUUGGAUAGUGGCGGGGGAUUCCAUUUUUGUUCAGUGCAAAAAGUUGCUCAUGAAUGAUCAGGUCAAGAAAUAAAGUACAUGCGGUAUUAAAUUAUGUAUGUGGAUUGAAGAACGAUAAACAAUACUGUACAAACUGGGGUUAAACGAACGAGAUGGACUCUAAAUCUGUGGAGAAAUACCAGAGGUAUGUUAAAGAAGGCAAGGAUGAAGCCAGGAACGGAAACCUUAGUAGGUCACUCGAAUUAUUUAAUUCUGCCUACAAAAUUCAUCCCAGUGAAAAGCUAAAAAGCAGAAUCCAGAAACUGGAAGAAGCCGUUGCGGAAUUGGCACGUCGAGGAGCAGGAAGUGAAGAAGAUGACGAUGAUGAGUUUGUUGACGUCAAUGGCAGUGGUUUAAUGCUCUUCAGAGAAUUACAUGACAAGCUUUACGAACACCAAAAAGAAGGCAUAGCUUUUCUUUAUAGCUUGCACAGAGAUGGAAGAAAAGGUGGAAUUUUGGCAGAUGACAUGGGAUUGGGGAAAACCAUCCAAAUUAUUGCGUUUCUGUCGGGAAUGUUUGAUGCAGAGUUAGUCAAGUGUGCAUUGAUUGUCAUGCCUACAACACUAAUUGCAAACUGGACAAAGGAAUUUGCCAAGUGGACCCCUGGAAUGAGAAUUAAAGAGUUUCAUGGCACUAGCAAAGCUGAGCGGGUGAAGAACUUGGAGAAAGUCCAAAGAAGAGGCGGUGUGAUCAUAACAACUUACCAAAUGCUGAUCAACAAUUGGCAACUUCUGUCUAGCUUUAAUGAUAGGGAGUUCACAUGGGACUAUAUCAUUCUAGAUGAAGCUCACAAAAUUAAAACAUCGUCAACCAAAACAGCAAAAAGCGCACAUGCUAUACCUGCAAGGAACCGCAUCCUUCUCACUGGUACUCCUGUGCAAAAUAAUCUGCGGGAGAUGUGGGCGCUAUUUGAUUUUGCAUGUCAGGGAACACUCCUUGGAACAGCAAAGACUUUUAAAAUGGAGUAUGAAAGCCCCAUUACUCGAGCCAGAGAAAAAGAUGCCACAACAGGAGAAAAAGCCCUGGGUCUAAAGAUUUCUGAAAAUCUGAUGACAAUUAUAGAUCCAUACUUUCUAAGAAGGACAAAGCAAGACGUUCAGAAAGCAAAGCUCCUAAAAGAAGGUAAAGUUAAUGAAUUGGAUUCAGAAGACAAAGAGAACAAAAAUCCCAGUACUGGAGUUGAGAUGCCUUCUUUGACUAGAAAGAAUGACUUAAUUAUUUGGACUUACCUUAGUCCAGUACAGGAAGAUAUCUACAACAAGUUUAUUUCUUUAGACCAAAUAAAAGAGAUACUAAUGACUAACCGUUCUCCAUUGGCAGAACUAACGGUGUUAAAGAAACUCUGUGACCACCCAAGACUUCUGUCUGCCAGGGCCUGUGGCCAGUUAGGCCUAGAAGAUGGAGAUCAUCAUAGUGGAGAUGGUUUUGAUGAGAAUGAUACUGCUGCAGGAAAAAUUGAUCACCUGUCAGAUGAUACUUUGAUUAAUGAAUCGGGCAAGUUGACAUUCCUUGUGGGCCUGUUGGAAAGACUUCGAGAUGAAGGCAAUCGUACUCUUGUCUUCUCUCAGUCGAGAAAAAUGCUUGACAUCCUCAGUCGCAUUUUAGUUAACAGGGGUUUCAAACUGCUACGUAUCGAUGGAACAAUAACCGAUUUAUCUGAACGUCAGAGACGUAUAACACUUUUUCAGAACGGCAAAGAAUACUCUGUCUUUCUUCUUACAACUCAAGUUGGUGGGGUUGGAAUUACUCUCACAUCUGCAAAUAGGGUUGUGAUUUUUGAUCCAAGUUGGAAUCCUGCAACAGAUGCACAAGCUGUGGACAGAGCCUACAGAAUUGGGCAAACAGAAAAUGUUGUGAUCUACAGGCUAAUCACCUGUGGGACUGUGGAAGAAAAAAUAUACAGACGUCAAGUCUUCAAGGAUUCCUUGAUCAGACAGACAACUGGCGACAAAAAAAACCCAUUCAGGUACUUCAGCAAACAAGAGUUGAAAGAGCUUUUCAAACUGGAAGACACGCGGUCAUCCUCCACACAGAUCCAGCUUCAAUCACUACAUGCAACACAGAGACGUACAGAUCCUGAGCUGGAUGAACAUAUUGCUUACCUCUAUUCUUUGGAAAUGUUUGGCCUCUCAGAUCAUGACCUCAUGUUUUCAUCAGAAGCAGCUAGUCAUGAAGAUCACCCAGAGGACACGGAGGCUCAGCACUAUAUUGAGCAUAGAGUGUUGAAAGCUCAAGAGCUGAUGAAAGCAGAAUCUGAGCUACACCAGCAACUGGUGGAGAAUAUUAAAUCUGGCACUGAGCCUGCAUGGCUUCACAAUCCAGAGCCUCCAAAGAGAUCACUUGAAACAAAAAGAGUUAAAACAGAGACUAACGUUCCCACACUCAAGUGGACUGAAGAUUCUGCUGUUUCACCUCCUGCAGUUGUAGAUCUGACUGAAGAAAGCAUUGAACAAAAUGAGGAUAUACACAAUGUAAGUAACAAAAUUAACAAUUUUGUUCUAGAUGAUAGUUGUGAAGAAUCUGAGAAGAAUUCUAGCAAGGAGUCUUGUUUGACUGUGGGAAACAAGAGAGAGAGUGAAGCUUCAGAGCAUUCUGAAAAUAAAGUUCUUGAAGACCGAUUUAAUUCAGAAGAUUCCUCAAAAUCAAGUGCGAAAGUAUCUUCUCCUGCCUGUGGAGCAGAUAUAAAUUACAGUUCUGAAUGUGAAUUAGUAGCUGAUGUUGCUGAGGAAGCAGUUAUUUUGCCAGGCCCUCAAAAUAAAUCUGUAAAAGAUGUCAGUUUUCAGAAUGUUGAGAUCUCCCCUGCACUUUCUAUGAUGGAGGGCAGAGAUAUCCAAAUAUUGUCGCCUUGUCCAAAUAAUUCAAGCUUGGAAUGCCCUGCAGCUGGUCUUCCUGGAUCUUACUCGGGUGAAGACAGUGAUUUUGAGGAAGAUAUUGUCUCAAAAUCCAACUCUUUGUCUGUGUCACAUCCCCAGUGUGACUUUAAUCUUCAAUUGCAAGAUAGUGCAGAAGAAAUGUUUGAAAAUAGCAGUAAUUCUGUGCAUACUGAACUUAAUUCAGACCUUCAGCUCCGUAUGGAAAGUAGUUCAAGUUCUCUUAAAGAGCUGCCUCCAAAUGAUGAUCCAAAAAUAAGCAGCCCUGAUAAUUCUCCACAAAGAGGGUUAUUUAUUUCUCAGAGUGAAGAUGAGAAUAUGGCUGAAGGGUCUUUCAUUCAUACUGCUAGAAAGAAAAAUAAAGCAAGAGUAAUUUCUGAUAGUGAUGAUGAGGAUGAUGAAAGCAGCAACUCUUCAGCAGGAAAGCACAACCAUGUGGAAGGGUUCUCUUCAGUUGGUAGCCCUUUGCAUCAAUCCUUUUUGGGUGUUAAUGCUUCGACUCCUAAGCAGAACAACUCUGUAUUGCACUCCUCAGCUUCCCUGACCCCUCUCAGAAAGAGCAUAGGUGGCAAUACAUCUGUUGCAUCGCGAAAAUCUUUUGUGAGUGCUGUUGUGGAAGACAUCGAAGAUAUGGAGGAGUCUGAUGAUAAGGAGUCAGAGGAAGAAAGUAGCAUGGCAGAGGAGGAAGAAGCAAAUGGUGAAGAGUCUGUGCUUUCAGAAGGGGAACCAACAGGAGAGACUUUAAACACGGAGGAAGGGACAGAAGAGGAACCUACAGGAGAAUCUUUGAACACAGAGGAGGAAGGGAUGGACGGAGAGGAGAAAGAGACAGAAGAGGAACCUACGGGAGAAUCUGUGAACACUGAGGAGGAAGGGAUGGACGGAGAGGAGAAAGAGACAGAGACAGAAGAGGAACCUACGGGAGAAUCUGUGAACACUGAGGAAGGACAGGAGGAGUAUGAUGACACAAAUGGUUUUGAGAUGGAAGAGGGUGAGGAAAGUACCCAGGAUGAAUCCACUGGUGAUAUUGAGCUAAGAUCAGAUGAAAAUAUGGACUGUUGCACAAUUGAGAAGGACCCGCCUAGAAAUCGUGACGCAACCAAUACGUCUCCAUCGGCAGAAGACAAAUAUGAAUACUUGGUGAAAUGUGGGAAAGGACUGUAUGGAGAAGGAAACUUUAAAGAAGCUUUGGAUGUUUUCUUGCAGGCCCUUGACCUUAAAAGUGGGGAUCCUGAAAUUCAGUUAAUGACAAUAAGACUAUAUCGUCAACUUAGUAAAAGCUAAGGGGAAAGCAAGUUACCACAAGUUAUUCAUUUUUGGUUAAAAAAGCAAGCAGUUUUAUAGGUCAUGUUUAUUGUUUUUGAAGCACUUUGAUUUGUUUCAUUUAGUAGUAUUAAGUGUAGGAAUAAAAUAUGAAAUUGCAAUUUGCCUUGGUAAGCUUUUAUUUCAAUCACAUUUAUAGGCUGGUAUUUUAAUCAAGCAUGACAUCUAAUCAAUUAGUCUAACAAGAUAAAUCCUCUCUAUUUACGAAUCUCUGUGUAUAAUAUGUAUCUUAAAUUAAACUAAACUGAUCUGACUUUUUAACAUUUGAUAUCCCCUAGCAAGACAUUGAAAAGCCUGGAUGAUAUGUGCAUUACAACAAUAUUACUGGCAUGGUAUUUGAAGUAGCAAAUGGGGCACUUACCCACCAUAACCAACAUUGGUUAACAGUUAACUGACUCUAAUUGUUAUAGCGUCGGCGCCUCAGUAAUCCGUCACUCAUUUAGGUGUCGGUCAGCUAUGUAACAGAUUGAUUCUAUUAUACAGUACUACAUAUAACUCUUGCAUGCGUUUUCCAAUGAUGUCUAUUUGUUACAUCAGGACUAUAUUGCUUAUUAUUAUUAACUCUCAUGUAUCAAUCCCUGGGUUAAAAACAAACUAUUGAACUGUUUUAAGUUGCCUACUGAUAUAUUUGAUUGUUGCUUUUAGAAUAAAUCCCAUUUUAAUACAGAACAGUACAGCGCUGUACUGUGAAUAUUGUUUUCCAGUACUGUAACUUAAUGUUUUGCUGUCUUACAGUAAUACUUGCAGGUGUCAACUAUAGUCUUAUGGUGGCGGUUCUCUACAUGUUAAGCAAUGAUCAGAUUUAUUUUACAGUAAUGUAUAUUGGCGGAAGGGAUUACAGAAAGGUUUCAAUGAGUUGAAAGAGUCAAUCUCGCAGGCAUACACACACUUUCUGGGCAGCCAGGGUAGAAAAUUAACCACUGCCAAUACACAAUUAGGCCACAAGAUGGUGCAAGCGCAAUCUGGAGAUUUCCAUUAAAAUGAGCAGCUAGGUUGUAAUAAGCUAACCUGCAUGCCUUUAACCUCUGGGUGUCUGGGUUCCAAUCCAGCUUCAGUCACAAGUGAAAUUCAUUUUUAUG
Acipenser ruthenus (sterlet) is the source of this 5402-nucleotide messenger RNA. RefSeq names its product DNA excision repair protein ERCC-6-like. Bases 244 to 4284 code for a protein of 1346 amino acids. The record is from RefSeq and is a predicted model, not a curated record. The transcript has 2 exons. Gene Ontology annotation, molecular function: ATP-dependent chromatin remodeler activity; ATP binding; DNA translocase activity. Lineage: Eukaryota; Metazoa; Chordata; Actinopteri; Acipenseriformes; Acipenseridae.